Molecule: messenger RNA, 2487 nt
Organism: Cololabis saira (Pacific saury)
Lineage: Eukaryota; Metazoa; Chordata; Actinopteri; Beloniformes; Belonidae
Gene: ccni
Product: cyclin I
Exons: 10
Coding region: 277-1602 (441 amino acids)
Biological process (GO): mitotic cell cycle phase transition; regulation of cyclin-dependent protein serine/threonine kinase activity
Cellular component (GO): nucleus; cytoplasm; cyclin-dependent protein kinase holoenzyme complex
Molecular function (GO): cyclin-dependent protein serine/threonine kinase regulator activity
Source: RefSeq, a predicted model, not a curated record
CCGGGCCGGUCUCCUCCCCUCCCUGGUCCUUCUUCGGAAGUAGACUUAAGUCUACCUCCCCGUCGUUUUAUUUUUCCUAUUUAUAUUUUAUAGGGACACUUUGCACAAUGGGAGCGACAAUGGACGACUGAACGGGAACCGAGUUGCGGGUGUUGAUUCUGCCCCUUUUCUCUCCCCUUGAAUCAGCGGACCGGAUGAAAUCCGCUGCUUUUCUCCGCUUCGCAGGGGAGGUUACUGUAUCCAGUGGGGAGGUAGGCUCAACCCAGGGAGGACGGGAUGAAAUGUGCCGAACCCUGGGGACCCCAGAGACUGUCUUUUCUUCUAGAAAGGGCAGUCUCUAGGGAAGCCGAGACGUGGAGGGUCUACAUGCCAAAGAAGCCCUCCUCACAGGAUACAGACAUCUCCCCGGCCCAGCGGGAUGAGGCUGUGCGCUGGUUGACGGAGCUCCACAGGAGGCUGCAGCUGUACCCAGAGACCCUGGUGUUGGCUGUCAGCAUUCUCGACCGCUUCCUCGCUCCCAUUAAGGCCCGUCCAAAGUACCUGCGCUGCAUAGCCGUCACUUGCUUCUUCCUGGCUGCCAAGACCUGUGAAGAGGAUGAGUGUGUGCCCUCUCUAAAGGAGCUGGCUGGUGCCAGCAACUGCGGCUGUUCUCCAUCAGAGAUUCUGAGGAUGGAGAGGGUCGUCUUGGAUAAACUGAAGUGGGAUCUGCACACCACCACAGCACUGGACUUCCUGCACAUUUUUCACGCCAUGGUCUUUUCACGUCGCUCUGGGCUUUUGGACACCAGGUUGGGAGUUAACCUAUCGCAGCACCUCGCCUUGCUCACUCGACGACUGUACCAGUGUCUGGCUGACCACACACUCAUGCUGCUGAAAGGAUCCAUGCUGGCCUUGACCCUCAUCACCUUGGAGCUGGGGACGUGCUGUCCUGACUGGCUGGCUUUGACCAUUGACCUGCUGAGGAACGUACAGAUUGACUGCUUUGAGUUGGUUCGCAGCCAAGAGCUCGUGGCAAGCAGCUUGUCUGCUAAAAAAUCCCUGCCUGCAAACAGGGUGUACAUCUACCAGCCUGUGCAGUGUUGCGGCCCUCUGCAGCCUCCAGCCCAGGACGCCUCUCUACCCGGCUGCACACUGGGCACCAUCACCUCCUCUACCGAGUCUUCAAGGGACCACGUUCUCACCACCACCACCACCACCACCACCACCACCACGACUGCCUGGCCACAAACAGCAGCUGGAGAGAAGCAGUGGCGCUCUGCUUCCUGCUCCUCAGACGGCAAAACCCCAACUCUCCCCUCUGCAACCAAGCACCUCUGCCAUCGGGACCCGCUGAUCUUCACAUUGCGCUGCAAGGCUUCGGCCAAACGCAAGGUGGAGCAGAUGGACGUCGAUGACUUUUACGACGGUAUCAAGCGGCUCUACAACGAAGACGCCACCAACACCACCGCCAUCCCAGAGGGAGCCAUUCCCACCGCGGGCGUCAUAGCAACAUCAGCAGCAGGAGGAGGAGGCGCAGCGGGCCGUGUUAUAUGCAAUCUCAGAUCGUCCCCGGAGGACGGCUCCAGCCCCUGCCCGCCUCUGCAGCCAGUCAGUGCCACCUAGAGACCGCCGGGAAGCAGGUUACCAGGACCAGUUCAACACCAGAUUACUCCUCACAAGUCUGAUCCAAUAAUGUGCUUUUUUUUGUUAUGUUUUUUCCCCCUGCAGCUGUCAAAAAUAGCUAAAAAAAAUAAAAAAAUGAAAAUGGAUAAAAACAUUUUGUUUGCUUAACACAUAUAAAACAUUGAGAAAUCAUUUGAAAAAAAAAAAAUUAGUUAAUUAAACGAAAGUUAGAAAUGUCUACUCUGUCCCCCGCUGACCUGUUGUGGAAAACCCUUUUGUCUUUGUUGUUUUGAUCUUUAAACUCCAUUCCUUCAUUUCCUAUAUCCAUGUUUUUAUUUUGUCCUCUUUGCCCUUUCCUGUUACUCUUUGGUUUAUAUUUAUAACUUGGUCAGCAAGAGGCUAAAUCAUCCAUGAAAUGUCUUUUUAGAGACAGUAAUCUGUGUUUGGCCAUGUAAGAAAGAGAAUGGUAAUGUAAACAUAAUUUAAAUCUGUUACUCCUUCCUAAUGGCUGUUUUAUUCUUUCACAAUUAUGAUAAAGGCUCAGCUCAAAGUUGUCUUUUAUCUGGUUAACCAAAUUAUAAAGACCCAAAGAAGCUGCGGUUUGAAGUUUUUUCAUUUCUAAGAUUACCUUGCAACGUUAAGUGUAUUUACAGACGGUGUUUGACUUCCUAUAGCCUGUUUCCUCCCACCGGUUCAACGUACCACCAACCCCCAAAUGUAAUAGCCUUUCUAAACUCAAAUCAUUCAGGAGAUAAGUGACGAUCCUCACUUCUGUUUGGAGGUGCGUUGUCCUGACGUUCUGUUGUACCCCUUUUCUCCACGGUUGUUCAGGUCUCUGCACACGCUGUAGCUCCUCUAAAUAAAGAGUGUAGAGUGUGAAAUCCA